Molecule: messenger RNA, 2138 nt
Organism: Arachis duranensis
Lineage: Eukaryota; Viridiplantae; Streptophyta; Magnoliopsida; Fabales; Fabaceae
Product: MACPF domain-containing protein NSL1
Exons: 7
Coding region: 85-1950 (621 amino acids)
Biological process (GO): regulation of salicylic acid mediated signaling pathway; plant-type hypersensitive response
Cellular component (GO): plasma membrane
Source: RefSeq, a predicted model, not a curated record
CACGACUCUGUUGAAAGCCAGACUAUUAAUUAAUAAGACGGAGUUAUCCGAUCCGACAAUGAACAAGUCCUGUAAAAUUUGUACAUGAAUCAAGAAAUAAAAUUAAAUAUGGGUUUGAAUAGAAGCAUUGCGGGGAUGGAUCCACAGCUGGCUGCGGAGAAAGCAGUGUCAGUGAUUGGUCAAGGCUAUGAUCUCUGCAGCGACAUAAGAUUCUCCGCCUGCAAGUCUUCCACCUUGAUCGAGAUUGAUCAUAAACACACCAGGGACAUGCUCUUCCCAGUUCCAGGUUCAAUUCUUGUCCACAACGUUCCCUCUUCCAUCAAGUGUGACAAAGGUGAACGCACAAGGUUCCAUUCCGAUGUUCUCACCUUCAACCAGAUGUCGGAGCAUUUUAACAGGCAGUUAUCUCUGUCUGGGAAGAUACCAUCGGGAGUUUUCAAUGCUAUGUUUGACAUGAGGAGGUGUUGGCCUAAGGAUGCAGCUGCAACUAAGAGCCUUGCUUUUGAUGGAUGCUUCAUAUCAUUGUACACCGUUGAAUUGGAUAGAACUAACUUAACCCUUUCCGAUCAAGUCAAGAAAGAUGUUCCUUCUUCCUGGAACCCUGCAGCUCUUGCCUCGUUCAUUGACAAGUAUGGCACCCAUGUGAUUGUUGGCGUCAAGAUGGGAGGUAAAGAUGUGGUCCACAUCAAGCAGUCAAAGAAUUCAGAUCUUCCACCCGCUGAACUGCAGAAACUACUAAAACAACUAGCUGAUGAGAGGUUUUCAGAGGAUUCAAAUCCAUCUUCCAAUGCCAAUCCUGCUCAAAUAUCAGGAAAACUAAAGGAUGAUCAUGCCAAGCUGUGGAGGCAGAACCAUUUUCCUCCUGCUGGAAGACCAGUUGUAAAAAGCCACUCCAAGAAUGAUGAAAUCAUGAGUGUUUCGGUCCGCAGGGGAGGCAUUGAUAUUCGUCAGCCUUAUAACCAGUGGCUUCAAACCAUACUACAAUCCCCCAAUGUCAUAUCAAUGUCUUUUGUUCCUAUUACUUCCUUACUCAACUCUGUUCCAGGCAAUGGAUUCUUGAGUCACGCCGUUAAUUUGUAUCUUAGAUAUAAACCUGCCAUAGAGGAUCUCCAUCAUUUUCUGGAAUUUCAGUUGCCACGGCAAUGGGCACCAAUGUAUGGAGAUCUGCCUCUUGGAUAUGGCCACAAGCAUAAGAAAAACAUGUCUCCAUCACUUCAGUUCAGUCUCAUGGGACCCAAGCUUUAUGUUAACACUGUCAAGGUUGAUUCCGGGAACCGUCCUGUAACAGGGAUUCGUUUGUACUUAGAAAGCAAAAAGAAUGAUCACUUGGCAAUCCAUCUUCAGCAUCUUGCAGAGAUUCCUGGUUUCCUUGAAAUCUCAGAAGACAACGGCUAUGAACCCAUCGAUGAACCGGUCGAACGAGGCUACUACGAACCGGUAAAAUGGAGCAUGUUUUCUCAUGUGUACACAGCACCUGUUCAGUACAACAGCUCCAGAAUAGACGAGUCCACAGCCAUAGUAACAAAGGCAUGGUUUGAGGUGAAGCUUGUGGGAAUGAAGAAGGUUCUGUUCCUAAGGCUUGGAUUCUCAACCGUGGCAUCGGCCAAAAUCCGGAGAUCAGAAUGGGAUGGACCUUCUACAAUGUCUAGAAAAUCAGGAUUCUUCUCUGCCUUGAUGAGCACAAAGCUGAGCAAAGAGUUGAAAUCGUCGCCGGAGAAGGCGAACAAGGUGGAGAUAAACUCAGCAAUCUAUCAAGGUGGUCCUCCAGUGCCAACAAGGGCUCCAAGAAUGCUCAGCUUUGUAGACACAAAAGAAAUGGUUAGGGGCCCAGAGGAUACACCUGGAUAUUGGGUUGUCACAGGCGCAAAGUUGUGUGUGGAUAAUGGCAGAAUCUCAAUCAAAGCCAAGUAUUCUUUGUUGACAGUUAUACCAGAAGAAGCUAUAGAGUAAGUAGCAUUCGGGAUUAUAAUAUAGGAUUACAAUGUAUGAUUUAAUAUUAUAGUCUGCUGUAAAUACGUAACUUAUUUUGUAUGAUUCAUUCAAAAAUGAGUGUCAUCUGAUGCAAAGUGAGCUAGAUUUGUUUUGGCAUAACUGCCAUCAAUAAUAAAAAAAGUAUCUGAAUUUCGAAACACACAAAA